CACCAAACGUGCUGAUAACAUAUACAAUUUGUCGACGUUAAUAUUAUGUUAUUACUGUCCAAUAGUAUAAUUUUAUAAAUGGUUCAAUGGUUGUAACUUGUAGUCGUUGUAGUGCAGUGGACUAUAAUUGUACCGGUAAUGUCAACGUUUAACGGUCGUCAGUUAUAAAUUGCAAGUGGGAUUAAUGUGUUUGCAGCAACGCGUAUUUCGUUCAUCCUAGUGCAACUAAAACCAUGUACUUUCCGUUAGGCUGGCCAAAAGUUUUGGCUUCAGCGCACGCUGCUGGCACCCUUGUCCAAGUGAUAUGCAACAGAGACAAAAUUCUAUUCGCUAUACUUUCCAUCGAGCGACUGGAAAUAUGGUUUUGCAAGCCAUGUGUGAAAAUCACCUCUUACACAAGAUCUCCACAAAGUCUUGAUGAAAUUGGUUUUAAUCGACGUGUAGAAUGGAGGCCAGAUUCCAGUAUGUUAGUCAUAGUGACUACAAAAGGUUAUUUAAUAUUUUACAAUUUGAGCAUAAUUGGUGAUCCUGGAAGCUUAUAUCAUUUAGAAGAUUCACACAUCUCUAGUCUAAAAAGAGAAAAUGAUGAGCUAUUUGUAAAGGAGACCAUACCAUCUUUACAUAUUAAACAAGAUCAAAUUGCUUGUGUUGAUGGUAGUGUUGAAUGUAUGGCUUGUAUUCGUGAUGAAUUAAUGGUGUCUACUUGUAAAGGACAUGUAUUGCGAUAUCACUGGAAUGGUUCCAUCAAUCGAGAUUACUGUUUGGAUCUCCGUAGAACACCAUUUUCUAUUGAUCUACAUGUUUCUAAUGCUGCACCAUUAACUACAAAAGACACUUUUAUUGUUGAUAUGGAAUACUCACCAUUAGUUGGAGGUUUUGGAAUUAUUUUGAAUGAUGGUCGUGCAGCACUACUUACAGCUUCAUCUUUAAAAUUUGACCCUAAUCAAGUUCAAGGCAUUUGGGCUCCUAGUAUUGAUACUGCUACAUGUACAAGCUUGAAUCACAAGUAUAGAUUGAUUGCAUAUGGACUAAAAAAUUCCCAGGGCAUAGUAUUUGGUCUUGAUGAACGUACUGGUGGAUUACAGCUAUCUCACAACCUUGUGAUUCCUAGUCAAGUAUGGCCAGGUGGAGGAUUAGGUUCUGUGAGAUGUACUCGAUGGACACCUGAUGGCUGUGCUUUAGUAAUGGCUUGGGAGAAUGGUGGCUUCGCUGUAUGGAGUACUUUUGGAGCUCUGUUAGUUUGUUCAUUGGCAUGGAAUUUCAGUGUAAACAUUGAUUUGAGCUCUAGAAAUCCACUCAAUAUUAUUUCUAUGGAAUGGUGUAUUGAAGGCUAUCAAUUAUGGAUGAUUAAUGGAGCCUCUAAAGAUACACAUGAUGAUACAGUACUACAAAUGUCAUUUUUAAAAAGCGCUCUUGCUGUCAAUCCAACAAUGAGCCAUCGUCCACAUUUGUAUCUCCAAGGUGAAGAUAAAUUGUAUCUGAAUGUAACAUCAGGUUUAACCAAAGUGUAUAAAAUGACUCAAUCCAAUAACAAAACUAAAGACCAAUUAACCAUCACCAGUGCUUUAGUUGAAAAUAAACAAUGGAUAAUUGUUUAUGCACCUUCUCCAUAUUUGGGAACCAAUUGGCCAAUUAGAACAUCUUGUAUAGAUGAUGAUGGAAAACACAUAGCAAUUGCAGGGCGUUGUGGUAUUGCUCAUUAUUCUUUAAUUACCCAUCGCUGGAAAUUAUUUGGCAAUGAAAUACAAGAAAAAGAUAUGAUAGUAACUGGUGGAGUCUUAUGGUGGCGAUGCUAUAUUAUAUGUGGAUGUUACAGCGUGCCCGUUGAUGAACAUCAAGUGCGAAUAUAUAAUGGAGAUUCUAGAUUAUCCAAUGAUAAUAUGAUUUCGUACCAAUUAACUGGACAAGCUUUAUUACUUGAUUGUUUGGGAAACCGGUUAGCUGUUUUUUGUUCUGAUGGAAUUGUUAAUUUAUUUAACAUUGAGCUUUCACCUAAUCACAAUAUGGCUAUAUUGGAUAGAGUACAGACUAUUGAUAUGUCAGCUUUAUGUAUACAUCCUACUUGUGUGGUUUCUGUUUUACUUACAACUUUACGUAUUGAACCAAAAAUUAAAGGUUCUACUGUAAGAGAUAAUUUUUUACUCAAUAUUAAUGGGAAUUUGCUGUUAGUAAAUCAGCAAAGCUGUGAUGAUCAGUCACAAGUUAUUCCAUCUCCAAUUUUAUUGGCAUCUUGUGUUGAGAAUGCUUGGGUUUCAAGCCAAUAUCGCCGUGAUAAGCCUCAUCUGACUGAAGCCCUUUGGUUAUUUUGUGGUGCUCAUGGAAUGAGAGUUUGGCUUCCAUUGUUUCCAAAAAAUGGGGAUAAGUCACACACUUUUAUGUCAAAAAGAAUUAUGUUGCCAUUUCAACUUAAAAUUUAUCCAUUAGCCAUACUUUUUGAAGAUGCUAUUUUAUUGGGUGCAGAAAAUGAUACAUUACUGUACACAUCAGAUACUACUACUGUUUUUUCUUUGCCAUUCUGUCAAGUAGAAAGAACGAGCCAGGUAUAUUUACAUCAAAUUUUGAGACAAUUGAUACGACGUAAUUUGGGUUUCCAUGCUUGGGAAGUCGCUAGGUGUUGUACAAAUUUACCAUAUUUUUCUCAUUCUUUGGAACUCUUGUUGCAUGAGGUUCUAGAAGAAGAAGCUACCAGCAAAGAACCUAUACCAGAUGCUCAGUUACCUAGUGUUAUAGAAUUUAUACAGGAAUUUCCAAAUCUGUAUUUAGAAACUGUGGUUCAAUGUGCUCGUAAAACAGAAAUUGCAUUAUGGCCUUAUUUAUUUUCUGCAGCCGGUAAACCUAAAGAUCUUUUUCAAGAAUGUCUUAAACGACAAAAUUUAAAUACUGCUGCUUCAUAUCUUAUAAUACUCCAGAAUUUAGAAUCAUCUUCAGUCAGUUGUAAAUAUGCUACUUUGUUAUUGGAUUCAGCCUUAGAUAGUUGCCAAUGGGAUUUAUCUAAAGACCUUGUCAGAUUUUUGAAAGCAAUUGAUCCAAAUGAUGCAGAUUCCCCAAGAACAUCGUGUAUUUUUCCUGCAAAAUACAGUAUGAUGGGACAAGCAAGCACAGUUAAUCCAAAUGAGGAAGACUUAUCAUUUUUAAUGGGAAACAUACAAGUGAGAGGACGAAGUAUUAGUACCAGCACUACACCUAAAAUAGAUAUGAAUUCUACUUUUGUAAGAACUGAUAGUAGAACAGAGCAUAAUAGUUCACAAAGAAAAAGAUCUGUACUUUCAAAUGGAAAAUCAGAAAAUGGAAAGGAUAUGGUCACUUGUAAUUCUAUUCUUGAAGAAUUUUUCACUGAUACAAUUCUUCAAAAACAUGCUGCUAAAUUAUUAUUUAAUUAUAAGCUAAGAGCACUUGGAUAUUUUGCUGCUCGAUUAGACUUUCAUUUAGUUGAAUGGUUAGCAAAAGAACGUAAUGGAGCAGCUAGGAUUGAUAACUAUAUUGUGGCCUUGCGAAGUCUUUAUACUGAUUUUUCCAUAACAAGACCAUUAACUCCUAUCCAGAAACGUUCUCCACCACCAUCCGGUAUGUUGUUUAAUAUAGACAAACCUAAAUGGGUAGAUGGAGGUAGUGCUGUUGGAGAUAGUGGCUAUAUGAGUUGUCAAGAUGUUCCUCAGAUUUCUUCUCAAUAUCCACAAGAUGGAUUUCUUACAGGAAUUGAUGAAGCUAGUACGGUUAGUGAAUCUGAAGAUGCUUUGUUGUGGAAUGAAGAAAGAACACAAGCUAAUAUUGACAACUGGAAUAUUAUUCCUAAUGCACAUAUGCUAGAACAACUUUCUAAUGAGCAUUUAUCACAAGACACUUCAAAAGCUGAAGUGCAACUUAGAUAUUUGCUGCAAUUAUUAUUUGAAGCUGGUUGUUUGGAAUGGAGCUUUAUUGUAUCAGUGUUUCUUCGUGAUGCAUUAGCUGUACAAAGGCUUAUAUCUAUUUCCCGGUCACCGGAACACAGUUAUGAAUCUAUAUCUAGAUUAAAACAAGCGUUUAUUUUAUUAUAUCAAUGGAGCUGCAAUGAAUGUUUUGGCUAUCGACCAUUUAUGUCUACAUGCCAAGCUCAAUUGGGUGUAUUAAAUCGAAUCAUAGCAUCUAAACAGCCAGCUCCUACUGUAACUCCACAAGCAUCGUCGUCUUCACUGACCAGUGUUCUUACACAAUCAUCUAGAUCACGAUCAGCAAGUGAAGGUACCGGUGGUAGUCAUACUACGUCAGAAAUAACUGAUCAUAGUUUACAAACAGAUUGUCAUCCAGCUAUUGCACUAGAUUCUAGCUGUGAUGAAACUCCAGACAAUACACCUAAUUUUGAUACAACAUCUGUUGUAAGCUUGCAAUCACCUAAUAGCUGUUCACUAUCUUAAUGACAAAAUAUCAUUUAGAAAGACAUAAGUAAAUAAAAAUACAUUUGUUAUUAUUUUAUUUGUUUAUUAUUUUUGUAGGCCGUCAAUUAGUAGACCUUAUGAAAAUAAAUGUUAUUUUCAUAUAGUUAUGUGUUGUAGUAUAACAAUACAUUUUAAAUGUACAAUAUAAUUCCAAAUUGUUUGCCAUGGAAUAUCGACUGAAUUAAAUAUUUAAAAAAAAACAUUCAUUUAAGUGCCUACUAAUUGAAAAAGCCAAAAAUAUAAUAAAAAUAAUUUUUUAUCUUGUCAUGUUAUUAUUUUAACACAUUUGUGAUAUACUGUUAUUUAUUAUUAAUUGAUAUAUGAUAUUAUUUAUCCAUUAUUGUUAAUCAAAGAAUUAUUUUUAUUGAUUUUUUUUUUUUAUAUAACAACAUUCUCAAUGUAUUGAUAAAUAUUGUUUAUUUCGUACAGUGUACAAAUCUUGAUAAUAGCAUUGAAGAAUACUCAUUAAGUAUGUUACUUACAAAUUUCAAUUUUUUUUAUACCUUCAAAUAUUAUAAUAAUAUUUAAUUUUGACAAUAUUAUUAACUAAGUAUGAUCAGUAAGUUAUUGUAUUUGGAUACUUAGUACCUACUACUUAUGUAGUUAUAUGUUUCAAAGUUAAAAACAAUUUAUAAUUAAGUAUAAUAUUAUACUUUUUGAUUAUUGUAUCAAUUAGUUUACAAAAUUGUUUUCUAAUGGAGUAUAUACUAGUAAAUUAAGAGUCAAAUAAUAAAAUGGAUAAAACUGAUAAAUAUAAAAGAAGUAAUUUACUAAGUUAGUUUUAUCUGGUAAUUCAUUGAAAAUUCAGAUUAAGAUUUAAUUAAUGAUCUUUUGAAAUUUGUAAUUAUAGUUAAUGUAUACAGUCUCUGUUUUUGGGAAUUUGGUUUUUAACAUUAAAUAAUAAUCCAUGAUAACAUCAUUGAUCUGGUAAACAAGGGCAAAUAUUCAAAAUAUAGUCAUUAUGGAAGUUGACAAUACAAUGACAGAAUUAAAGAAAAGGAUUGCAAGUCUAUUUCUGCAAAAACUUGAAAUAGAAAUUAUUGUGAUCAAUCAUUUUAACUCAUUUUUGUAUUUUAUCAUGAUGUAAAGCUAAAUACCUAAUUUAAAUUUUAAACAAGUCAACUUAAAUGUUUAUUAACAAUAAUUUGUUAUAUAAAACAAAAUAUAUUAUUAAAAAAAUUAAAAAAUUUUAGGUAUCAUUCUUAACAAAAUUAAUUCAUAAUGCAAGUAGCAUACUUAACGAGUGCCUAAUGAAGGAAUAUUCAGUGCUUUACUAUUUAUAAAAAUACAGUAGAGUGUAUAUUAUCCACAAUAAUUGUAGCCGCGAGGAAUGAAAAUAAUCAAUUUGUGCAGAUAAACAAUGAUUAAAAAUAUAAAAUGAACAUGAAGAUAAUUAAUCACUCUACUGUAUAAUAGAUUAAUAACAAAUAAUGUAUUUAAAAUGUAAUUGUAUUAUUUACUCUAUUAACCUUACAAUACUAUAGAAUAUAAUUUCCUUAGUUUAAUUAAAAAAAUUUUAUGUUUAACUUUUGUGCCACGAUUAUGAAAUGAUUAAUACAUUUAAUUUUACUAUAUUGUAUAAAUCUUCAAAAUAUAUUAUUUUGGUGAUGCUUACUUAAAAAUAAGAAUUAAAUCAACUAAUGAUAAUCAUAUAUUUUAAUUUUGUACUAAAAUUAUGACCUAUAAGUAACUUUGAGUAACUUAGUAUUUUGAAGAUUGAAUUUUGUGUAGCUAUUGUGUAGAAUAAGAAUAAGUACUUAUUUAUAUGUAGUCAAUUUGAAAGGAAAAAAGAAAAUUAGUAUUAUUAAACUCAAAUUGUAUAAAACUUAAGCAAAUAUGCCUUUUGUACAAUCUGAUUAAAAGCUCACAUAGGCUGUGUUAUUGAUUAAUACAUUUUGCUUCUUACAUAUUUUUUACUUUGAUUAUGUUGUAUAUUAGUAAGCUAUAAUCAAAUAUUUGUAUGUGUCAUACAAGGUGCUCAAUGUAUUUUAGGGUUGUUAGUUAUUAUAAUAUUCUUUCUUUUUUCAUUGAAUUAUUAUUUAUUUGUUUGCAGUCAUACAUGAUUUCUUAAAAAUACUAAAAAAAAAAGUGUAAUUAAAUAUUAUGAUUGUUUAAAUUAAAAUUAUUUAUUUAUUUCUAUUAGUUAUUUGUUGUAGCAAUUGUAUUGUUAUUACUUUAAUAAAAUAUACAUAUUAAGUUAUUAUUUAUUUAUAAAAUAUUAUACUAGACUUAUGUAAUUUUUUUAUUUUUACUUUAUUAUUCAUAUUUUUAUUUAGUGUAUAUUACUUUGAUUAUUGUUGAUUUUACUUAGAUGACAAAUAUUCUAUAAUCAAACAGCAUUAACAAAAAUAAAUUAUAUUACUUAUUUAAUGUUUAGAAUCAAUGUUUUUCUAUAGAAAAUAUUAUGGUUAUGUGAUGUCAUACUAACAUUUUAUAUUUUUAUAAAGUAAUUUAAAAUAUAGCACGGGCUACCAGGUCAGUUAAAAAUGGUACGUGGUACGCCAGUUGCCCAUCCCCGUUAUAGACUAACAGAAUGAAAAAUCGUUUUUUUGUAUGCCAAUAUGCCAUGAUUUAUCAUUAAAUUCAAAUUUAAUGUAAUAUAUAAAAAUGUCUUAUUUAAUGACAAAGAAUGCUUGA
Messenger RNA from Rhopalosiphum padi (bird cherry-oat aphid), 7049 nucleotides. RefSeq names its product guanine nucleotide exchange factor subunit Rich (gene Rich). Gene Ontology annotation, cellular component: Ric1-Rgp1 guanyl-nucleotide exchange factor complex; cytosol; Golgi membrane. Bases 234 to 4391 code for a protein of 1385 amino acids. Gene Ontology annotation, biological process: intracellular protein transport; retrograde transport, endosome to Golgi. Gene Ontology annotation, molecular function: protein binding. Lineage: Eukaryota; Metazoa; Arthropoda; Insecta; Hemiptera; Aphididae. The record is from RefSeq and is a predicted model, not a curated record. The transcript has 22 exons.